Molecule: messenger RNA, 1258 nt
Organism: Coniophora puteana RWD-64-598 SS2
Lineage: Eukaryota; Fungi; Basidiomycota; Agaricomycetes; Boletales; Coniophoraceae
Product: alpha beta-hydrolase
Exons: 4
Coding region: 28-1149 (373 amino acids)
Molecular function (GO): hydrolase activity
Source: RefSeq, a predicted model, not a curated record
CCGCCCUUUGAAUCAUCUCAGUUCGCUAUGAGCACUACGCGCCAGUACCAGUAUGACAAGGACGGCCUGCCCAUACUCAGCUUUCUCGAGUCGGCGUCGCUGACAUGGAUCAUCAUCCGCAUGCCCUUCGUGCUCUUAUGGAAGGCCGUUGCGUCCAACUUUUCCAAGUCCGCCAAACCAACCAACCGUGUCGUGUUCGAGGCCUCCUCGCGACACGUCCUCGGCAAUGUCUCCAUACAACAGCUCCAGCGCAUCUCUGGGACCUCGACUGCUGCGUAUCUUGCGUGGGCUAAGCAAGCCAACCAGCAGCCCGUUAUCGAGAGCCUCGAAGGCGGCACGAAGCUGUUUUGGAUGGGCGACAAGAACGCAGACUUUGUUCUCCUUUACUGCCAUGGUGGCGGCUUUGUCGGGCCUUUGUGCGACUUCCAGUGCAAGUUUAGUGAGAUAGUCGCCACUGAGUUUGCGAAGAAGAGCAAUGGUGCUACGUUGGCGGUUGCUGCCCUCGAUUACUCCUUAAUACCACACACGUUCCCGACCCAACUGCUCGAGCUCUCCACAGCCAUCCAGCACAUCCUCGCUCAAGGCACCUCCCCAAACCACCUCUUCCUCGCUGGCGAAUCCGCCGGCGCGAACAUAAUCACCCAGCUCCUCUCGCACCACCUCCACCCGCACCCGUCCCUCCCCUCGCCCACCUCGCUCUCCGCCCCCAUCACAGGCACCCUCCUCUUCUCGCCCUGGUGCGCCCUCGAGCCCGCAGGCGCAUCGACGCACACCAACACCGACAAGGACCUCGUCACGGCCGACACGCUCGCCAUGUGGGGCCGCGCGUACCGCGUGCAGCUGCCCGACUCGCAGCUGCCGUACGUCGACUGCACCACAGCGCCGCGCGAAACGUGGUACAGCGGCGUGCAGGCGCUCACACGUCGCGUGCUCGUCACCGCGGGCGACGACGAGGUCCUGCGCGACGAUGUGCUCAGCCUCGCGGACAUGCUGAGCGCCGCACACGAGGAUGUGCGCGUCGAGGUGCAGCCCGGUGGGGUGCAUGUGGAUAUGAUCUUUGACGUGGCUGCCAAGUCGAAGACAUUGAGUCCUGUCACGGCCAUGGUUGUCGAUUGGCUCGUGGAGACCGCUGGGGCGCAGAAGUCGUAGAUAAGCCUUUUUCGUAAGGACAAUGGAUCGUCUGGUUUUGAAACGCUCGCGCUUGUAGAGUCACAUUAUGUUAUUGCAAACAUGAGGAAUCAGCUUAUCGACAAGUUUG